GGCCGCGGACCCAGCGCCAGCUGAGGGGCCCGCUGAGGAAGCCGACUGCCCCGCGCCGCGCCAGCCUCAGCCCCCGCAGAAUGUUCUCGUUGCCCCGCGGCUUCGAGCCCCAAGCUCCAGAGGACUUGGGGCAGCGGAGUUCGGCCGAGCUGGGGGAGAUGUUGAAGCGCCAGGAGAGACUUUUGCGCAACGAAAAAUUCAUUUGCAGAUUGCCCGACAAAGGUAAAAAGAUCUUAGACACUGUUGCCAAACUGAAAGCUGCCAUUGCAGAGCGUGAAGAGGUUAGAGGAAAACGUGAACUGUUUCAUUCUGCUAGUUUAGACUGUAAGCUAAGGCAAAAAGUAAUUGCAGGAGUUGAUGUGGAUAUAGAAAAGGCCCAGAGUUCUGACCGAAUACUUGAUACUUCAUCACCAGUUCAUGCCUGUUCCUUUGUAGAUAACAUCAAAUCAUCUAACACAACCUCAGAAAAACAGGGACUUGUACAUCCUACUCAAAAAGGUGAUGAAGAGAUUCCAGAGGCUGAGUACACAGUGAACAAGUGUCCAGCUUCCCAUAACAGAUUCAGGGGAUCUUCCUCACUUGAAGCGAGAGAGCAUCUCCCUCAGCAUUGUGUUUCAAGUCAAGCAGAAGAUACUUCCAGCAGUUUUGACAACCAGUUUAUUGAUAAGUUCCAAAGGAUCACAGUUGCAGACCAAGGUAUACAUCACUUGGAAGAAAACACAAGUGCUGAAAACUUGAUGGGCCUUCGUGAUAGGACUCCUAAGAAGCCCCAUUACAUGGAAGUGUUAGAAAUGCGAGCCAAAAAUCCAGUGCCCCCACCACAUAAAUUUAAAACUAAUGUUUUGCCAUCACAUCAGAAUGACUCACCUAGUCAUUCUCAGAGGGGAGAGUCUCCUGUUUCCUUGGCAGAGCGGCGGCGCAGGGACAAGCAGCAUCUUGAUGACAUCACAGCAGCGCGGCUCCUGCCACUUCACCAUCUGCCUGCACAGCUGCUUUCCAUAGAAGACUCUUUGGCACUUCAGAAACAGCAGAAACAGAAUUAUGAGGAGAUGCAAGCAAAGCUCGCAGCACAAAAAUUAGCUGAAAGACUGAAUAUUAAAAUGCAGAGUUAUAAUCCAGAAGGGGAGUCUUCAGGGAAGUACCGAGAAGUAAGAGAUGAAGAUGAUGAUCAGUCCUCUGAUGAUGAAUUAUGAAGAUGGGCAUUGGAAUUAUCUCCUAAAUCUUCUACUCUUGAGAAGUCAUUAUCUUCCAUCAGACUUUAUAACAAGUAUCAAGAUUGGUGUCAGACACUGUUGAGGGAGAAAACUUUAUAAAGUUACAAAAACGUUCCUACAAAAAAAAGCUCAGUUUGUCUUUCAGAAGAUGAUCUUCAUGUGAUUGAAAAGUUUAAUAUUUCAAUAUUGUGUUUAACCAUAUUGUAUUAAAAUUUUGCGGUAUGUUGUGCAUUGGUCUGAUAUUUUAGUAUGUAGUGGAAUAUGUUUUUUUCCUCUCAAAUGGAAGUAGAUAGCUUCACUUUUUUUCUUAUUCUUACCUCUAUAAAAUAGCAUUUAUUAUGUCUUUCAGUGAAACACUUAAGUUGUCCCAGGUACCUAAAAUAAAUUAGUAAGACUUAGUUCCCUCUUUUUUUGAGCAGUGAAGGGAGUACAGUCCAAAGCAUUGGGUGUAUGCUUACUUGAAGUAAUUGAGAUCUGGGAUGUGAAUUACCUUGAAAGACACUCAUAGAAAAAUGCUUCACAAAUGUUUGUUUUAUUCUCUUGUCUUCCCCUAGGAAGAUUGUUCUUACUUCUGAUUAGGAAUAAGGAAUAUUUUGAGGAGAUGCUAGAGGGGCAGAGGGUUUUUCUAGAUGACCAGAUUUGCCUGGAGUAAGUUGUGGUAUAGGAAAUGCAAACUGAGAGCUAAGUGAAAGGAGUAGUUGUUCUCAUGCUUUACCUGACUGGAGUUCUUUGCUCUCACAGUUGAGGUUCAUGUGUAGUACAUUCAUGUUUUGGUAUGAGAACCGGUUAUUUUUUCAAAGUUAUAACUGAAUUGUCAGUUGUCAGUACAUUGCUUCCUCCUCCCCAUACCCCUCCCCACCGCCAAAAGAGGCAUAUAUAGGCUGCAGAAACCUCAAUCUCCUAUAUAUACAUGUUCCUGUCAUUUUAAAUGAUUAUAUGGUUGUCUCCAGAGAAAUUAUGUUAUUAAAAAAAAAUUCCUUGUUUAAUGUGGAGCCUUUAAAAGUAUUGUCAGGAAAAAUAAAAUAUUAAUUAGAACAACUCCAAAUACUAUUGGUGUUAUUUUACUGGUAUUUAGUUAAAUUUAACUUCUUUGAGAGAGACUGUCCAAAUUUAAAGUUUUGACAAAACACAUUUAAGUCAUAUGCAUGUGUGAUAGGAAGGGCUUAGUUCUAUGUCAUGUGCUAUCCAUUUUCCCUCUCCUUGACAAAAAGCAAAUGUAAAAAGUAUUCUGAAUUAGCAGUCUCAUUAGUUUUUAAAACUAAUAGUAAAUGACUUCAGAACACAAAAUUAUUUAAUGUUCUUUUUCUAUAGAAUGAAAUGACAUUUUAUUUCUGGAAAGCUGGUGGUGCAGAAGGCUCAUGUACAUGUGGUGUGCAUGCAGUCCUUUUCAAGCCUACCAGCCAGAGACAAUCUCCACUAACAUUUGAGUGUUUGUACUUGUACUUAUUUUUUUUAUAUAAGCAAUACAUUUAUAUUUUAAAAAAUGUAAUAAUGCUAUACAUUGUUUUAUAGCCUAUGUAGUAUAAACAUUUUCCCACAUUAAAUAUUUUACAUUUAAGACAGCUGCAGAAUAUUUUUCGUGAGUAUACCAUAACUUUUAAAACAAUUUUCUAGUUGAAAAAUUUGAUUGUUAAUUAUAAUGUAGUCUGUAAACAGUGAAAUGAUUAGUAUCUUAAAAGAUAGUCACAUCUAUACACAAUGACAUUUCCAGAAGAUAUUUCUGUAGACAUGAAAUUGCUAGCUGCAAGGGGAUGCAAAUUUUUGAGACUCUUGAUAAUUCAUCACUUAUUACAUACAGAUUUUGUCCAUUUAUGUUCCCACUAGCAAUAUAUCAAACAUCCAGAAUUAAAAUUGGGUACUUAAAAUUGUUGCAAAUUGAACAAGUACAGAAAAAGGCUACAUUUUAAAUGUGUAUUUCUUUAACUACAUAGAAAACGUUAUUUUCCCAUAUUUAUUGGCCUUUUCUAUUUAUUCUUUUGAAACUUGCUUAUUCAUAUUGUUAUUCUCUGGGAGAACUGGCCCUUUUUUUGGCUUACAAGUUCUUUAUGAAUUAAGGAUGUCCAUCCUUUGUCAUAUAAUUAUUCUUAGUGCGCCAUUUGCCUUUUAAUACAACUAAUGUAUUACUUGUUUUCUUUAGGAGUUUAUCUUUGCAUGUGUGCUUGAAUAUACAUUUCUUAACCCAUGUAUAUUAACCCCUAUUUUCUCAGUAUUUUGAAAUUUUUAUAGUUAUUUUUUAGCUUAAAAAGAAUUUUAUCUUGUUUAUAUAACCUGAACUCAUUUUCUGCAUAACUUUGGGGUGAAAAGGAAAUUUUUAAUCUAUCUCAAGUUUAUUUAGGGAUAUGUAUGAGAUGAGAUUCCAUUGUUAAUUCUUGUGAAGAGUUUACUGAUUGGACAGAUUGGUUCAGUAUCAUCAGCCACCAUUUUCCUUCUGAUUUGUAAUGAUAUUUUUAUAGAAUAUUAAAUACUUGUAUGUCUUUUAUACAUUGGGCUUGUUGCUGGGCCUUCUGAUAUUUUUUUUCCAUGCAAUCAUUAUGGCUUUCAUUGGUGUUAAUAUUCUGUAGAAUAAGUUCUCCCUUUUUUGAAAUUUGUGAAAUACAGCUACAGAAAAGUAUAUAAAAUGUGUGCAGUUUACUGAAUAAAGCAACAGCUGUGUAAUCACAAAGCUGAUGCGGAGGAACUGCUGCCAGCCCUCCAGAUACUCGCUGUGUGUUCCCUCUUAGUACCUCCUCUGUCCCUCAGAGGUCAUACCAUCCUGACUGUGGUAACCCCCAGCCCCCGCAUCUUUUUAAAAGGUAUUUUAUCAGUUAUGUGUUUAACAAUAAUUAGUCUGUCUUGCUCACUGUUGACUUGUGUAAAGAUGGAAUCAUAUCUUGUAUCUGGUGUCUUUCACUAAAAAUUCUUAGAAAAUUCAUGUCACAUGUAGGGGUGUGUGUGUGUGUGUGUUUCCAUUGCUGUGUAAUAUGUGCUAUUUCAUUAAUAUCACUAUUUCUUUAUUCUGCUCUGAUGGACACUUUGGUGAUAUUUCCAGGAUUUGACCAUAAUAAACAUGCUGCGAUGAG
Marmota flaviventris (yellow-bellied marmot) is the source of this 4273-nucleotide messenger RNA. It is a transcript of the gene Polr2m, whose product is annotated as RNA polymerase II subunit M. Gene Ontology annotation, biological process: transcription elongation by RNA polymerase II; intracellular signal transduction; maintenance of ER location. The record is from RefSeq and is a predicted model, not a curated record. Lineage: Eukaryota; Metazoa; Chordata; Mammalia; Rodentia; Sciuridae. Gene Ontology annotation, cellular component: nucleus; intracellular anatomical structure; nuclear envelope. Gene Ontology annotation, molecular function: transcription elongation factor activity.